Funneliformis caledonium is the source of this 579-nucleotide messenger RNA. The record is from the annotation of a GenBank genome assembly. Lineage: Eukaryota; Fungi; Glomeromycota; Glomeromycetes; Glomerales; Glomeraceae.
ACUACCGCCACUUCGAGCUGUGAACAGGAAUUACUUGAGGAAGUCGCCUCGCUUCAUUUUGACGUUGUAGUUAGUCCGAAACGAACUAAAGGCUUCAAGUGGACCGUAAAUAUCGAGGACGCAACUCUCAAAGGCCUUAAAGAAUAUAUACAAAAAAUAGAGAAACCACCGGCUCUCGAGAAUGAUUCUGCGGUAUUAAAGUUAAUAAGUGAUGGGAAAAGAUAUUCACCUUGGAACGAUCAAGAUCUCUGCAAAGUGCUCCGGCUAUUCAUAUUAAAGAAGAAUUUCAAGUUUACUGUGUUUAUCGAGACGCCAUCAAAACCAUUUAACGAGUUGACCUUUCCGAAAGUGUGUGAACUCUAUGAGCUUAGCGAUGAUCCGAAUCCCGACAUUGACGUGUACUCUGCUUUUUCAUGUGGUACUACUGACCUAAGUUGCGAUAAGUCCAAAGCUGUGGUUAACCAUCUAAUGGCCAAACUGAACCUUCGUAAAAAGACAACCCCAUUGAUAUUGGCAUAUGAGUCCUGGAAAAACUCGUCAAGGGUCAUAAUGGGCAAGGAAAUCUCGAUUUGGCGAUAG